Messenger RNA from Ochlerotatus camptorhynchus, 5998 nucleotides. It is a transcript of the gene wdb, whose product is annotated as widerborst. Gene Ontology annotation, biological process: protein dephosphorylation; signal transduction. The transcript has 9 exons. Gene Ontology annotation, molecular function: protein phosphatase activator activity. Gene Ontology annotation, cellular component: nucleus; cytosol; protein phosphatase type 2A complex. NCBI's taxonomy places the organism in Eukaryota, Metazoa, Arthropoda, Insecta, Diptera, Culicidae. The coding region runs from base 2380 to 4020 and encodes 546 amino acids. The record is from RefSeq and is a predicted model, not a curated record.
CUCUUGGUGUCGACUGUCGAUCGAAGAGCGAGUGGUGUGAAGUUUUUUUUAGGAUCUUGGGAAAGAAAAUUUCACCCAAGCCGAGUGAAAAAACGCAAAAAUCGACCGGAAUUCGGUGUGCAAAGUGUAAAUAUUCGCCUUGGUCGCAGCAGGACGCGGUUUGCGUUUCGGACUAACCGGAAGCAGAGACGAUUCCCGUCGAACGUCGGUGCGCCGCGGAUGGAUUUUUCUUUGCGGGUCCCGCGAGAGAGUGACGACGACGGUGAAAAAUCGGCGGCGGGUUGGUGAAAAAGUGUAGUGCCGAUCUUCCUCCUGGGCGACAAGAAGUGCCGUUUUCUAGCUGGCCCGAGGGUGUGUGGAACCCAUUUUGGUUCUGAUUUUGUUCCGCUGGGGUGUGUGCGAGUGGAAAUUUGCGUUCCGAUUCCUGUGGGUUCGGAAAAGAAGGCUGCUGAAAAAGUGAAGAAAGAAGGGGAAAAAAACGGCAACGGCGACGACGACGGUGCGAAGGAACAGAGAAAAUAAAAGUGGAGCUCUGACUACUCUUGAAAGCAGUACCAGCAGCAACAACAACAACUAGCAGCAGCGGUAGCAAGAAGAAGGAGCAACAGCAGCAGCGGAAGGAAAUUACUCUCGAAUCGCGAGUUUCUUUUUCUUUCGGCGUGCCAUUUAACCGGACUUCGGAGUCUCCAGGACGGAACAACCCAUCGGAACAUUUUUUUUUUAUCUCUCUCUUAACCCGGGGCAAACGGCGUUCGGCCGGCCUGGAAGGCAGCUAAAGCAAGCAGUUCGGAGUUUGGCUCCGGAACCAGCGAGACAGCGACAACGACAACGGUGAGAAUUGCAGAAUUUUAUCCGGCACGGGACGGAGGAGGUUGCCUUGUGCGGAAUUGAGUGUGUCUAGUAGAUCUACGCCUAGUUUGUUCGCCCAAAACGAGUCAUAUUUGUAUCGAUAAAUAUAGGUAUUUUUCGGUCGCGCCGCGAGUGAGUGCCUCCUGUGUGCUAGUGUCCAAAUCAAUAUCGGCGCUCUCGGUAGUGCACGGUUCAGUGGAAGAAAAUUGGAUUUCAUCGAAGACUCAGGCGCCGACAGAAGUUUUCCCGAGGAUUACAGGCUGCCAGUCGGAGAUUCGCCAAUAAAUAGGAGGACAAAAAACAGCCUCUCAACCAUCAUCAUUAUCAGCCAGCGAUCGACGAGAAACGAUCUCUAAAUUUGCACUCACACUCUUAUCACCGUCACCGCUUCGAACGUCACCGAACGUCAAUCGCUUCGCGCUUCCCACCGAUCAUCAUCAUCCGAGACAGAAAGAAAGAAGGUGCGUCAAACCAGUGGCGGCCGGCGGUGGCAACGGGAUGAAUCGUCGAAAACCAAUGCGCUUGCGGUGAUUUGUUGAAGAGCGAAAAAAAAAAUAAAACGGCAUAUCGCAUUACUGCCGCGUACCGUCGUGUGUCUGCCUAUAUUUUGAUUUUUGAGUCCAUAAAAUUAACCGCUUCAACGCGCCGCGCCGUUGUGUUUACAUUUUCUAUUGUGGAAAUGUUUGACAGUCGGUUCGCGGGUUAUUUUUUACUGUGAUAAUAUGUUUGGAUUUGGCGAGAAGAGCAAAUUAUAGCCGACGAAGAAGAAAAGGCAACCUCCUUUCGUCCGGAAGCCGAGUGUUUGAGAAAACAUGCGUAACACGUGAAAAGAAGAAAGUGCAUGGGAAGAGCAAGAAGUCAUUUGAUGAUUGUAUCAUAUUGAAAGUUAGUUAUUUAAUUGAAGGAAGUGUGCAGUGCAAAACAAGCCGAAAUUGAUCAUUCACAAUUUACCUUAAGAAGCAAAAGUGAUAGCCGCCCGAGAUAGGAAUCGACCAAGUAUUACCCAAUCCAUCAAAUAAAAGUUGAGACAAGAAGAAAAAUUUAUCUGUCAAUCAGGAAGUCACGAAUCGGUCUCCGACACGUCAAUCGUCUACCGAGAAGCGACAGAGGCGAACGAGCAGCAAAAGGGAAAUCGAAAAAUAAAAACACACACACACAAUCGCUACGUGAGCGUGUGUGUGCGCGUGUGUUUGUGUUCCGUAUGCGUGCUCGGGUGCGUGCGUGAGUGUGUGUGAGUGAGCCCGCAAACCACAAUCGUCGCGUUCGCUACUACUGCUGUACAACCACAACAACCACAAUAACCGAUUGUGCAUCAUAAUAAUAAUAAGAAGAAGAAGAAGAAGGGGAGAGAAGAAAGAAGAUCCAUCGUCGUCAUCAUUGUCAUCAUUAUCUCCUAAAUCACCAACUCAAACCCGGAAAGAGCGAGAGAGAGAGAAAGAAAACAAGCAAGAAGAAAAGAGCAACAACUAAUACUACUGUUACUACUACUACUUCUACUACUACUGCUGCUACUACUACUACAGUGUAACAAUGUCGUCCGGAACAUUCGUCGAUCGAAUCGAUCCGUUCGCCAAACGUUCGCUCAAAAAGAAGGGUAAAAAAUCUCAGGGUUCAUCGCGGUACCGGAGUUCACAGGACGUCGAGCUGCAGCAGCUGCCGUCGCUAAAAGUGGACUGUUCCAGUUUAGAGCAGGAAGAACUAUUCAUCCGGAAGCUGCGACAAUGUUGCGUCUCGUUCGACUUCAUGGACCCGCUGUCGGAUCUCAAGGGCAAGGAAAUCAAGCGGGCGGCGCUGAACGACCUGUCGGCAUACAUCACACACGGACGCGGUGUGCUGACGGAGAACGUCUAUCCAGAGAUUAUCAAAAUGAUAUCUGUGAACCUAUUUCGAACGCUCCCGCCUAGUGAAAACCCGGACUUUGACCCGGAGGAGGACGACCCGACGCUCGAGGCAUCCUGGCCCCAUCUGCAGCUGGUGUACGAGGUAUUCCUACGCUUCCUAGAAUCGGCCGACUUCCAGGCGACCUUCGGCAAGAAGGUGAUCGACCAGAAGUUUGUGCUGCAGCUAUUGGAACUAUUCGAUUCCGAGGAUCCGAGAGAGCGUGAUUUUUUGAAAACCGUAUUGCAUCGUAUAUAUGGCAAAUUUUUAGGAUUACGUGCUUUUAUUCGUAAGCAGAUAAAUAACAUAUUUCUACGUUUUAUAUACGAAACGGAGCACUUCAACGGAGUCGGUGAACUGCUCGAGAUUCUGGGAAGCAUAAUCAACGGCUUCGCCCUGCCGCUGAAAGCGGAACACAAGCAGUUUCUGGUGAAGGUGCUGCUACCGCUACACAAGGUGAAGGUGUUAUCGCUGUACCACGCCCAGCUCGCGUACUGUGUGGUCCAGUUCCUGGAAAAGGACGCCUCGCUGACGGAACCGGUGGUGCGCGGGCUGCUCAAGUUCUGGCCAAAGACCUGCUCCCAGAAGGAGGUGAUGUUCCUCGGCGAGAUCGAGGAGAUCCUGGACGUGAUCGAGCCGCCCCAGUUCGUCAAGAUCCAGGAACCGCUGUUCCGGCAGAUCUCCAAGUGCGUUUCGAGUCCGCACUUUCAGGUUGCCGAGCGGGCGCUCUACUUCUGGAACAAUGAGUACGCGAUGUCGCUGAUCGAGGACAACAAUGCCGUCAUCAUGCCGAUCAUGUUCCCGGCCCUGUACCGGAUCAGCAAGGAGCACUGGAACCAGACGAUCGUGGCCCUCGUUUACAACGUGCUGAAAACGUUCAUGGAGAUGAACUCCAAACUGUUCGACGAGCUGACCGCCAGCUACAAGGCGGAGCGACAGAAAGAGAAGAAACGGGAACGAGAACGGGAAGAGCUGUGGAAACGGCUGCACGAGCUCGAGAGCGCCCGCCGACCCGAUGCCGGCGGAGUGAUAGCAGACGGCCCCGGCGGUUCCUCCCUAACGGCGGGUUCCGGGUCGCAGCUAAAUCCCAACGCGCUAUCAUCCGCCACAUCCACAUCGUCGUCCUCGUCGCCGUCGUCCGUUACAUCCGCUAGCAAUUUGGCCGGGGCCGGCGGAGCCUCGUCGCAACCACCGCCCCCGGGCUUGAUUACCAGUCACCAGCCUGCGUCAGCCUCCGCCACGACUCCCAAUGCCGCCACCAACAAUACCGCCGCAGCGCCGCUAAGCAAGUGAUGUACUGAAUAAUAUUACUUUUAAAGUCCCCUUUCCUAACAAAACCACAAGACCAUACUACAAAUGCCCCCCAUGGCCCGCUCCGCCCUGCCUUCCCUGCCUCACUACCCCGGUGUGUGUCACCUACUGGAAGAUGCAGCAGAAUAGCUGCCAGACCCCGCCUGCCCCCUCCCUUUUCGUUCUUGCACAACUCAUUCAUUGGUCAGACACAUUCUCUCACACACACACACAUCAUACACACUCACACGCGCACUUUGGAGGCGGCACAUUCACACACACAUACAUACAUACAUACACACACACUCACUCAAACGCAUCGGUUAGGCUAGUACACAAGAUCCCCUUUUUCUGUUGAACACGUUGGAACAAGCUGUUGGCUGAAUCCCUCAAAGCAGGUCGAAGCAGUUUAAGGGAGAAAAACGAAGGGAAUGGAACAUACUAACAAACACACACAUCCUUAGUGAAGCAACAUAAAAAAAUGUCAUAAGUUAAAAUAAAGGAGAAGUAUAAGACAACCAGACAAACUUUAAUCAAUUGUACGCUAACGAAGCAAAAAAAAAAACAAAAAGAAAACAGAAAAAUAAUAAAACAAUCCUUUUAUAGAAUGAAAUAGAACAACUAGCGAAAGCGCGCCGCGGGUGGCAAUUUCAAUGCAAGCUGUCUAUCAAUAACGAGAAGAUGAAGAAGAAAAAAAGUUUUAACACAAACACAAUUAGAAAACACAACAAGAAUGGCAGAAACCCACUUUGCGCGGAAUUUACAACGGAUAAAAGAAAAAGAAGCAGUAGAACCAGCCAAAAGCGCCAUCUUUUCACUGUCUUGCGAAUCAUUGGAGGAAGAAGGAAGCAGCAGAAAAUAUUCCCCUUUCACCGCCGAAUUCUCAAAUUCACACACACUCACUCACACUCACACAUUCUCACACAAAUAAAAGAAAAAGCAAACCAAAUCGACGACGACGCAUUAUACUCAAUAGUAACCGAAGUGUCAACAAAGCUGUAGUAAAUUAAUGAAAGUUUUCUCAUCUUCUCGAUGCACACAUCCACCGGGAGUCGCUGGAAGAAGAGAACUAAAAUAGGAAAAUGAUAGAAUGGAUUUAAACACUAGGGUAUUUUAGGUCACUUUAAAAAAAAAAUUAACGAUGGAUGGUGGAAUCGUGAGGUCCAACGACAACAACAGCAACCAAAACAGCACCCACACACUCGAACAAAGCAAACACAAAACAGCAUGUAGUGGUAGUAGUGGUAGUAGCAGUUUUUUCCAUUCGUUUUGCUUAAACGGGAUUUCGGCUUUGCACACAGAAAGCGCUUAUUUUUAAAGCCGUCGUAGUGAGGAAAAAAGAGUACCCUUUGGUUAUUUGAUGUUGUUUGUUGUCAAAUGCAGAGAUGAACUAGCCUACGGCUAAAAAUCUCUAGAAUAUAGUUUAAAGUGAGCUACGAUUGCGAGACUAGCAGGACCUUCCAAAUCACCAUAAUAUAUAGUAACAUUCCGAACACGAUGCCUCCUGUAAAAUGUGUAACGGUAAAUUGGCAAUGUUUGAGAAAUCAUUGCUCAGCAAUUUAUCGAUAGAUUUUAAAUCUAUUGAAACCAAAUAAAUCUUUAAAGUAUGUGGUUUUAAAUGGCGCCAAUAGAUUGGAAAUUCGUCAAUAAAUGGCUGAGCUAUGAUUUUUCAAACCUUGCAAGUUUGCCGUUACACAUUUAACCGGAGGUAUCGUGUUCGGAGUGUUAAAAAGGAAUAUGUUGGCUAUUGAUUGAUGACGUAUGGCCUGUGAAUUUGCCUCCAAUUUCGAAUCAUUGAGCACUCCGAAAAUAUUCAUAUUUACACCGAGAGCUGCAACGGUUUGCUAAAGUGAUGUACCCUUGUGAUUUCGGGCUUCCGGAUGUCAUUUCUGGUGGAAUUCUGAGGUGGAAGAUUCACUUUUGUCACUCUGUGCAUGCAGAGCCAAAGCCCUCAACACGAAUUACAGAUGAGAUACAACCU